AUGCAAUGGUGUUCUGAAGAUGAUCGGACAACAAGCGGAAAUACUGUCAGCUUUUGGCAUAAAAUUAUUGAUUCAAGGAAUGAGGAUUUGGAUGGCAUAGAGAAGAAUCUCUUUCUCACCAAUUUUCACUUGAUCUACGAAGAUGGGAAUUUCAAAAUUGCCACCGGACAACGAGGCGAUUAUUAUUUGAUCUUUCGCUAUGCAACAUCG
Molecule: messenger RNA, 210 nt
Organism: Mesorhabditis belari
Lineage: Eukaryota; Metazoa; Nematoda; Chromadorea; Rhabditida; Rhabditidae
Source: the annotation of a GenBank genome assembly